ACAAAGCUUGUUACUAAUGCUAUAACAGAAGUAAAAUUUUCUUUUUACAGUUCUUGGUGACUGGGAUUCUUGGAUGCUUUGCCACUAAGCGCAUUCCAAACAGUACAAGACCGAAAGCACCCUUGGUUGGCACCUACUUGGCAUUCUCCAUUGUGGGAACUGUUUUUGCUGGAACGAUGAUAAUUUGCUAUGGCAUGGGAAUGGCCUUUCUGCUGGGUGGGAGAUCAUGCUCUUAUAAGACAUAUACAGUACGCAGGUGUGAGGCGGGAUUUGGAUGUACAUGGCACACAGUGUCUGUAGCUGAUAAAUGCCGAGCAAGUGUUGGAUUGGGUGCCAUGAUCAUCAUCUUUGCCAUUUUUGAGUUUGGUGUUGGUAUCUGGUCUUCCAUCUGCUGUUGUAUGGGUUAUGAUGGCUGUUGCUGUGACACAUCUACUCCACAACAAAUGCACCAAGGACAGAUUGUCUACCUUCAAACACAAGGAGGUCCUGUUGCUGCUUAUGUCAUGACCCAGGGACCUAAUGGGAUGCCUGUGGCUGUCCCAGCAAUGACUGGAGCACCUGUCCAUCCAGUACCAAACCAGUCUGCGGUUGGACAAGGGUAUAUGAUGGAGAAUCCAGCAGGUGCACAAGCUAUGACACCUACACAACAGGUACAGGGUUUUCCAACCUCCACCGCCCAGCAACCAGUAGUGACAACUCAACAGGCAUCCAAUGCUUCCACCACUGGCAAUAAAGUGUAACUCCAGCUUCAGUGUCUGAUAUACUCUUGAUAAAGAAAAAGACAUUUUUCAAUGUUUAACACAUGGUUUUAGACUCAGUUUAUAGCUUAGAAUAUCAUUUAACACUAUUAACCGAGAGUGUUAAACACUUUAAAGUUAAAUUUUUAGAACCCUUAUUAAGUCAAAGACAAGACAAGACAAAGUAAAAAUUACAAAUAAGACGGUCUAGCAGGUCGAACGUUAAAGUAUCAUAUUUGUCAUUGAUGUUUACUUUUAUAUAAGUUUUUUUAAAGCUAAUAAGCUUCGUCAUCUUCUAAAGUUGCGCAUUUAUUUUUUCUUGGUUAAAAAGGCAGUCAAACUGCAAACUUUUAUUGUAAACUGCAGACUCGUAAUGAUUAAUAUAGAUAAGCUUAAAUAAAGAGCAUUUAAGAAGUGUGAUUA
This is a messenger RNA of Actinia tenebrosa (Australian red waratah sea anemone), 1160 nucleotides long. RefSeq lists its product as uncharacterized. The record is from RefSeq and is a predicted model, not a curated record. NCBI's taxonomy places the organism in Eukaryota, Metazoa, Cnidaria, Anthozoa, Actiniaria, Actiniidae. Gene Ontology annotation, cellular component: membrane.